Sorghum bicolor (sorghum) is the source of this 1581-nucleotide messenger RNA. RefSeq lists its product as uncharacterized. Lineage: Eukaryota; Viridiplantae; Streptophyta; Magnoliopsida; Poales; Poaceae. The transcript is spliced from 9 exons. The record is from RefSeq and is a predicted model, not a curated record. Gene Ontology annotation, molecular function: acyltransferase activity, transferring groups other than amino-acyl groups. Bases 323 to 1243 code for a protein of 306 amino acids.
ACCACCGGACCACCUCCGUCAAGGCCCACAGAAGAAGCGAAACGGAUAGAGGGAAAAAAAGGAGGAGGAAAAAAUACUAGUAGCGGGCGACGCGGCCGCGAGGCAGGCAGGUAGACCACGCCGCACGCCAGCCAGCGGCCAGCGCUCGCCCCGCCGCGCUCCGGCAUUUCCCAUUCUCCCUUCCUCCCUGCCGCCGCUCCCCCGUCCUUCCCGCCGCGGACUCGCUACCCCGCCUCUCGUCUCGCGCACUAAGGAGCCAGGUGCCGGUUGCCGGCUCGACCUCUCCCUCAUCCUCGCGGGGGCUGCUGCUGCUGCCGCGAGCAUGGCCACAGGCGCCAUCACGCCGCCGCCGGUGGCCGGCGCGCGGCGCGUCCCCCGUGGACGGGGAUUCCUCCACCGGCGCCUCGCCGCAUCGCCUAUGAAAGAUGAAUCCAUGAUGAUUUCCACAGAUGGUAGAAAUGAGGAGACAGACACUGACAGCCUCAAUGUUGCCAGAGGAUUGUCUCACCCUGGGCUUUCCUCAAGUUUAUCCAAUAAGGCAUCAGUGGCCCCAACCCCUUUGCUUCCUUCUGGACCAUCUGAUCUCCGGUUCAAUCGUCUUCGACCCUCAAUUGAUGAAAGUGAUUGCAAAUACAAAAGAUUAUUUGGCUGCUAUGUUGCUCGUGAGGCUGUAAUUGAUGAGGAAUAUUGGAUUGCUGCAUGGUUGAGAGCGGAAGAUCACUAUGAAAAUGAGUCAGGCAAUCGCUAUGUUGAAAGCUUUAAAAGAAAGUUUGCAUCAAAGGAAUUCCAUGCAUUAAAGAAGAGAUGCAGCAAACAGCACGGAGAAAAGUAUAUCUGUUUUGUCGCAGUAAAGAAUGAUGACCUCAGGCGAACCGUCCUGAAUAGUGUUGUUGGUACCUUAGAUGUAUGUGUAAGACAUCCUCUACAUGGUGAGAAAUUUCCUGAGGAGCCUGGAAAGUCGUCACUUCACUGUCGAAUUUAUCAGCCUGAUCAGCCAAAAUUUGGGUACGUAACAAAUGUAUGUGUUGCUAAAUAUGCGAGGCGUCAAGGGAUUGCCAGCAACAUGCUGUUAUUGGCCAUAGAUGCUGCAAGACUCAACGGUGCUGAAAAUAUUUACAUUCAUGUGCAUAAAGACAACUUACCAGCAUGGAGGCUCUAUGAUCAGAUAGGAUUCAAGAUGGUUGACCAGGAUGGCGGCUCUUGUCGUUCAUCAGAUCUGUGCUUACUCUCCUUCAGUUCAUAGGGCUUGCUGACUAGAUAGGAAUGGAAGGGAGUAGUUCCAUCUCCCUGUGCAAGGAAAUGCCAUCAGUCCUCGCGAUUUGGAAAGGCGGGAUGGUAUGUGCCAAGGAAUACCUUCACCACCUUGUACAUGACCAAAGUGAUUUCAAAUGUUUGUGACUUUCGAUAUUGUCACUAAAUCGGUGACAGUUCUGAAUUCUGAUGCCUCAGAACGUUGAGGUAUCUGAAUACUUCAAAAGCUUCUGUCAUGUAUAGUUUGCGCAGCCAGCAAAGUGCAAAUGUUUCUUUUUUCCCAUAUGAUUUUGCAAUGAAAAAAUGAAAAUACAUGAUCUUGGUACCUGA